AUGGCACCACCGAAGGGAAUCAUGGAGCGUCUUGACGCUGGGGAGGUUGUGAUUGGAGAUGGAGGUUUUGUCUUUGCCCUGGAGAAGAGGGGCUACGUGAAGGCUGGUCCCUGGACCCCUGAGGCGGCCGUUGAGCACCCUGAAGCUGUCAGGCAGCUGCACAGGGAGUUUCUGAGGGCUGGAGCCAACGUCAUGCAGACCUUCACUUUCUACGCCAGCGACGACAAACUGGAAAACAGAGGCAACAAACUCUCCUUCACCGGCGCUCAGAUCAACGAGGCUGCGUGUGAUCUGGCUCGUGAAGUGGCCAAUGAGGGCGAUGCGCUGGUGGCCGGAGGAGUGUGCCAGACCCCGUCCUACCUGAGCUGCAAGAGCGAGACUGAAGUGAAAGGCAUCUUCAAGAAACAGCUUGACGUUUUCAUCAAGAAGAACGUGGACUUCCUGAUUGCAGAGUACUUUGAGCAUGUGGAGGAGGCUGUGUGGGCUGUGGAGGUGCUGAAGGAGACCGGGAAGCCUGUAGCCGCUUGUUUGUGCAUCGGACCCGAGGGCGACAUGCACGGAGUGUCUGCUGGCGAGUGUGCUAUCCGACUGGUGAAGGCCGGUGCUCAGAUUGUCGGAGUGAACUGCCACUUUGACCCAAUGACCUGUGUGGAAGCAGUGAAGCUGAUGAAGGCAGCGGUGGAGAAGGCCGGACUGAAGGCACACUACAUGGUGCAGCCUCUGGCCUACCACACUCCAGACUGCAGCUGUCAGGGCUUCAUCGACCUGCCUGAGUUCCCCUUUGGUCUUGAGCCCAGGAUCCUGACCCGUUGGGACAUGCACAAAUACGCCAGAGAGGCCUACAACGCUGGCAUCUACUUCAUUGGAGGCUGCUGUGGCUUCGAGCCCUACCACAUCAGGGCAGUGGCCGAGGAGCUGGCUGCAGAGAGAGGAGUCCUGCCAGCUGCAUCUGAGAAACACGGAACCUGGGGAGCCGGUCUGGAGAUGCACACCAAGCCAUGGGUCCGAGCAAGAGCCCGUCGUGACUACUGGGAGAACCUGAAACCUGCUUCUGGUCGCCCCCUCUGCCCCUCCCUGUCCACCCCAGAUGGUUGGGGUGUUACCAAGGGCGACACAGACCUCAUGCAGCAGACAGAAGCAACAACCAAGGACCAACUCAAGCAGCUUUUCGACAGGCAACAGCGCCCUCUCGUGGUGUCGCUCAGCUCCAAAAUGGCGGCUCCCUCCGCUCGACUGAUACAGGCUGUGCGGCCUCAUGCUCCUCUGAUCAAAUUCCCCAACAGACAAGGCAAUCCAAAGCCUAAUGUCCAAGAGGCGCUAAAAACACUUGCUGUGAACUUCCAGCAGCACAACACUCCUUCAGCUCCUCCUCCUCCUCCUCCUUCUCAGUUUGCUCGACCACAUGUUCCUCUGACCCUGAUCCCCGGCUCUCCCGACACGCUGGCCUCCGUUCAGCUGCUGCCUGCGCGGUAUCGCCGCAGACCGCUGAACACUGAUGAGAUGGAGUUCAUUCAGCGUGGCGGUCCUGAAUGA
This is a messenger RNA of Knipowitschia caucasica, 1533 nucleotides long. The record is from the annotation of a GenBank genome assembly. Lineage: Eukaryota; Metazoa; Chordata; Actinopteri; Gobiiformes; Gobiidae.